GUCUUCUUUUGUAGUUUCCCUGUGUUGUCAGUAUGUUCAAAAUUACCUGUGAGCAAGAACCGAGCUUCAUGAAGAUGCCCUCAACUUGAUCGCCAUGGAAACGCCAGUCAGCACUUCGUCAUUGUCCCAUCUCAGCCAGAAGUCUCUGCAGUCCCUGGGGAUUGGAGUGCUCGGGAAGAGCGAAACCGAAGUCGAGUCCUGCGACUGGCCAUGGCUCUUCCACUGCAUCCGGCCGGGCAUUCGCAAGAAGUCAGACCUGCUUAUAGCCCUCGUCCACUUUCUGGUCACCAAGGAGUACCACCUGCGAUGCACCACCAAGGAGGCCACAAAGUCCGGUGAAAGGCAGGUGGCCGGAGGCAGUUCCAGUGAACUGCUGCCGGAUCACUGGAAUCGGGAUGCCCGCCGAUACUCGCUGAGCUACGUGGAUGAGCUGGGCGGCCAGUACCUGCUGCUGGCCAAGCUGAGUCGUCGGGAUCUGGUGAUCAGCCUGCAGAACUCGACCAGCAAGCGCCUGUCCAUCGCCUGUCUGCAGCCCGAGAAGCUGGUGGCCUCCACCAGUGAAUCCUCCGCGGAGAAGUGCAUGCCGAAGGCGGAGCAGAUAAUGAGUUGCCUGCGCUACGAUCUGGUGGAUCCGGCAGUGCGGGGCAUUCGCAAGAGAGACCUCCUCCUCCUCCGGCCCUCCCCGGCUCCCUCCAAAGUGACCUUCAAGAGCACCCAUGCCCUGGGCACCGAGGAGUCCACUUAGCAGUGGAUUCCAUUUUAAAUUUAAUAACUAUGCCUAUAAGGGAAAUAUUUUUAUUAAAAGGAUAUAUUUAAAGUAAAUAAUAAAAAGAAACAAGAACGA
Messenger RNA from Drosophila biarmipes, 844 nucleotides. Its product is annotated as proteasome inhibitor PI31 subunit. Lineage: Eukaryota; Metazoa; Arthropoda; Insecta; Diptera; Drosophilidae. The coding region runs from base 95 to 745 and encodes 216 amino acids. The record is from RefSeq and is a predicted model, not a curated record. The transcript has a single exon.